AUGGAAAAUGAUACCUUUCCCGCUGGUCUUCUGGGUACAUCCUACUCCGCUCGCCAUGAAUACGGUCUCUACCGUUCCUGCGCCGUAACCUCAUACUACACCUUCACCCCCAUCCAGCCGACCCAGCCCAUCAAUCCCAUCCAAGAAUUGACACCACGCCUCUCACGUGCAUUAACCCAAACCAUCGAAAAACACCCCUCACUCUGCUACGGCCUCCUACCCGCCUCCAAACCCCGCGCUCUCCCUGCGCGCUUCAAGAGACUUUCCCAGAUCUGCUGGGAGGACAUCGUAUCUAUAUCCUCUUCUUCUGAGACAACAUUUUCCCACACACAGGAACCAGCUCAAGCUCAAGCUCAAGCUCAAGCUCAACUUUCAACACUAGAAACGCGCAUUAGCGAGGAAGUAGCAUCUGCUCACGAGCAGCUAUUCCAAGAUCAAGAAACUACACCUGCGUGGAAACUUCGGGUGUUGAUUUAUGGCAUGGGACAGGGAGACGCUACAUAUAGAGUCUACAUAGUAUUUCUCGCGAACCAUGCGAUAGCCGACGGACUAAGCUGUGCCGCGUUCCAGCGCACGUUGCACGAGCAAUUAUGUCUAGCUGCUACGACAGAAACACUCGAGACGAGCGCGAGUGCCAGUGCGUGGCCAUAUGUGGUGCCGGCAACGGUAGGGAAACCCAUAGCUAUUGAGGACGCGAUGGACAUAAGUCCGCCGGGAUUCGAAACAUUCGAUAUAGAUAUACACCCUCCUUCUCCUUCAGAGCAUGAGAAGGAAACGCUAAUAUGGACGGGCAACUUCCCGUGCAUGCCCACCAUCGAAUCCUAUACAUCUCUCAUGCUUCUGAUCACCGUUCCCGCCGAGCGCGUCGCACGCAUUUUGGAAAUCAGUCGCCGGUUGAAAAUAACCGUCACGGGCUAUCUGCAUGGUUUAAUCAUCAGCUAUCUGGCGCGCACAACUGUUACUGAUGACCAAUUUGGGUUGAAAGCCGGUACGCCCUACUCGCUGCGAAAAUAUAGCCAAUUACCGCUGGGUGAUAUGGCAAACCAUGUUUCGUCUAUCACCAGCGAGUGGGAUGCCGAAUUAUUGCAGCGUAUGCGUCGUACCAAGGAAGAAUCGCUCGAGGAAGAAGAACUGAUUACCGAGAUUGGGAGGAAAGUAUCCCAGCAGAUAUCUAGCGAGCUGAAGAAGAUAGAAGAAGGGGGAGGAGUGCCACUCCAUAGGAAAGUGAAAAGUAUAGUUGACUUGGACACUUAUUGUCGCGAGGGACUGUUGGCUGCAAGAUCGGAAACGUAUGAAUUGUCGAAUUUGGGAGUUAUUAGGAUGAAUAAGGUUCCGGAAAAAGAAGAAAAAUCGUUGAUACUUGAUGGACUGAUCUUUUCACAGUGUGGAAUGGUGCUGGGUCCGCCUAUUGGUUACACGGCUGUAAAUCUGGAGGGGGGACCUUUAGUCGUUAGUUUGACGUGGCAGAAAGGCGGGGUGGAGGAUGAUGUUAUGGGAGGGUUGCAGUUGUUUUUGAAGGAUAGAUUGGGUGUGUAG
Molecule: messenger RNA, 1536 nt
Organism: Sclerotinia borealis F-4128
Lineage: Eukaryota; Fungi; Ascomycota; Leotiomycetes; Helotiales; Sclerotiniaceae
Source: the annotation of a GenBank genome assembly